Corvus hawaiiensis (hawaiian crow) is the source of this 5145-nucleotide messenger RNA. It is a transcript of the gene ORAI2, whose product is annotated as ORAI calcium release-activated calcium modulator 2. The record is from RefSeq and is a predicted model, not a curated record. Gene Ontology annotation, biological process: store-operated calcium entry. The transcript is spliced from 2 exons. Gene Ontology annotation, molecular function: store-operated calcium channel activity. The coding region runs from base 1 to 774 and encodes 257 amino acids. Gene Ontology annotation, cellular component: membrane. Lineage: Eukaryota; Metazoa; Chordata; Aves; Passeriformes; Corvidae.
AUGAGUUCUGAAUUAAAUGUUCCGGUGGAUCCGUCCACUCCUGCUUGCUGCUCUGAGCCUGGCACAAAGGGCAUGGAUUAUCGGGACUGGGUCCGGCGCAGCUACCUGGAAUUGGUCACAUCCAACCACCACUCUGUUCAAGCUCUUUCCUGGAGAAAACUGUACCUGAGCCGAGCCAAGCUGAAAGCCUCCAGCAGAACCUCUGCUCUGCUCUCUGGAUUUGCAAUGGUCGCCAUGGUGGAGGUGCAGCUGGAGGUGCAGUACAAGUACCCCCAGAUGCUGCUGAUCGCCUUCAGCGCCUGCACGACGGUGCUCGUGGCUGUUCACCUCUUUGCCCUCCUCAUCAGCACCUGCAUCCUGCCCAAUGUGGAGGCUGUGAGCAACAUCCACAACCUGAACUCCAUCAGCGAGUCCCCGCAUGAGCGCAUGCACCCCUACAUCGAGCUGGCCUGGGGCUUCUCCACCGUCCUGGGAAUCCUCCUUUUCCUUGCGGAGGUCGUGCUCCUGUGCUGGAUAAAAUUCCUGCCGGUGGGCUCCAUCCUGAAAAACGAGACCACCAACGUGGAGAAGCCCAGCAGCCACGCAGGGUGGCAGUCAGCACUGGUGUCCACCAUCAUCAUGGUCCCCGUGGGUCUGAUUUUUGUCGUCUUCACCAUUCACUUCUACCGCUCCUUGGUGCGGCACAAAACGGAGCGGCACAACCGGGAGAUCGAGGAGCUCCACAAACUGAAAGUGCAGCUAGAUGGGCAUGACAGAGGCAUGCAGGUGGUGUGACAAAGCCUGCACGCUGCUCAGCCAGGGCUGAGAGCAAAACACCUGGUCUGCUGCUUGGUGAGACACACCAGGGAGGGAUUGUCUUGAGGCUUAAAUCUGUAAAUGCUACUUGCCUGCCAUUUCUAGCUGUGGGUUCUUGUGCUGUUCCACGUGCUGGGGGCUCUGCCCUGAUUCUGGUCCCACACACUUGGUACUUUAGUUGACACUGCCGUGGUGUUCAAGGUCAAAACUUUUAUCUACCUUAACAUUGGUAGCCAAAAAUCUGUAUCUUUUACAAAUGCAAUAUUCUGUUGCCAAAAGUGAAACUGCAUUGGCUGUCCCAAAAGCCAUUGUGUGUCUGCGUGUGUGUGUAGGACCUGUCUUACAUGUCAGAACUCCCUGGCUGUCAGUGCAGCCACAAUUAACUGGCAGCUCAUUCCUAGAGCAGAGCUGGUUAAUGUGGGUACCUGCAGCUGACUCAAGGACAUCCAGGAAAGCACAACAGAAACUGAGAAUGUUGAUCACUGUUGUUCCAAAGCAAGUAUUCCAUAAAUACAUAACCAGAAACAAAACAGCCUUAGCUUUUAUGUUCUUUUCUUGCUAUUCUUUACUAUAUUUUUACAGCUUGGGAAGUAGAAUUUUGAAUUGCAGGAGGCUGGGAAGUUCUCUCGUACUUUCUUCAGCAGCAUCUGUCACUUUAGAUUGAGUAAGUGCCAAGAUCAUGUGUUUUUUCCCAAUAAGAGGCAAGAGUGCCCAGGGAAGGCUUACAGGUGUUUUAGUUUUAACAAGGACAUUCUUAAAACAGAACAGUGACAGGGAGUUUAAUGAGACAAGACUCUGAAGGACUAACAAAGCAAGUUUCAAGGAGGUAAAGGAGUGACAGCAAGUAUUGUAGAAAUCUGCCACCGUGUCUUCUUCAUUUGUGCAUUGCUGCAAUGCCUUUUGCCUGGUUUGCUGGAGACAACAAGCCCAGUCCUGUGUUAUUUCAUCAUUUGGGGUUUGGUUUUUUUUCUUCUUUUAAUUGGCUGUAGCGUUUUUCUGUCAGAAAUGAAUGCUUCCCUCUCCCUCCACCAAAGCAGAUAACUCCUCUGGUGGAACCUGGAGCUGUCCUGGCGAGCCUGAUGGAGCUGGAUCUGGCAGGAAUGCUGUGUGCCAUUAAAGAGCUAUCCCUUUCCUUUGAGCUCAUUUCUUUUUUCAGCAGCUGAGACAAUGACACUUGCAUGUCUGUGUUGCUUAGCAAGGGAAGCUUGUAAAUUCCAUAGCAUCCUUGUGGGUGAAAACUUCUGUAAAAAAACCCCAAUUUUAUGAUUUUUGGUAAUUUUGUGGAAAGAAAAGAGUGUUUUGCAAUCAUCAGCUCUUUUAAGGGAAAGUCAGGCUUUCUGCCACACAGGGCUGCAAGAAGCAUAAGCACAUUUUCUUGGCCCUGAUCCUGUGCUGGUUUCCUCCUCUGCACUCCAGAACUGCAGUUUCAGAGUCUCUGAGGCCUUAUAGGUUUCUGAAAUCAUUAAGGAUGUUUAUAAUGUUCUAUUUAACCCUGGUCUCUUAUUCCACUGGGAUUUGAGGACUCUAAUGGCAGUUUAUUACAUGUCAGCUUCCCAGAAGGGAGAGCACACGCAAACCCCAGGGCAGCAGGGUGAGACUGUCCCAAUAUUCCUCUCUGGCGAGGGCCUUGGGAAACCAACUCUCAUCUCUUUUGUUUACAUGCGAAUGCGAGCGUUGCUGAACAAGUUGCUUAGCACUGUGUCUGUGGCUUUCAUCUGUUGUUCUUGCUGCAGUUGGCAUGUACCAUAUUGGCUGAUGUGCAGCAAAGAAAAUAGUCUUUGUGUGCUAAAUGACUAAUCUGUACUCAUGUGCAUAUGCAAAAAACAAGGAGUGUCCUCCAGGAAACGGGGUGGUCGUGAAAUUCAUACGAACUCCCCAGGACUCUGCCCUCUCUCCCUCCUCUUUUUACCAUAAUAAAAAUUAAAAGGUUUAUACAACAGAAUCAGAGUUGAGUUUUCUGCCAAGUGCUACACGUGUCAGCUCCUCCACCAACAGAAUUUCUGUUGUGAGGCCAGAGCCAGAGCAGAUGGGCUGAAUCUCUCAUCUGCACUUUGCACUCUCCUUUAACAUCAGUAAUAGUAGGACUUUGUGUGCUGAGGGGCUGAGGAGGCUGUUGAGGAAAGUAUUGCACCAUUUUUGCAAUAUCUCUUUAAAAGGUUUCCUCCUGUGUAUACAGUGCUGCAAAAGCAAUGCAGUUUGUUUGGGAACAGCCAAAUCGUUCAUUUAAUUUUUUCAAAUGUAAUGAACUUCAGCAAAUGAAGAAAUGCAGUGGAAGCUGUGCUUUGACUUUGUAGCAUAACUCGUUGAGGCUUUGGUGGGAUUGGAUUCAAGAUCAGUCUCAAGGCAGCACAUCUGUGACUGGAGUGGGAUCACCUUACUCCAGGGGGGAGUCUGAGGUACAGUUUAGGAUGGUGUCCCAAGGGCAAAUGCUCUUAAACCAGACUAAUAACUUGCUUUCCUGUCUUCGCUUGCAGCUCUGUUUCAUGUAUCUCUCUGGGCACUGAAUUCUCCCUUCCAUGAGAAGCCCAGGGGGGUAUUUUUGCUCUUUGAUUCUCGAGGUUACCCAUCACCUUUGUGCUGUAACUCCUUUCCCAACAACAGCACUUGCUUUUCUUGCUCCUGCCUCUCUUCAUACAACUUGUUUAUAUUUUCACCACUGUUGGGUCCAGACCUGUGGUGCAGAAGGGUUACCUGUGGUACCAGCCACGGGAGUUCAUCCAUAAAGGAAGGAGUAGGGGUGUUGUAGUUGUCUGGCUGGGUGUUUCUGUGCUGCAGCACCAGAAAAUCCUCCUUGCUCCUGCUGCUGUCCCCGUGGCUGUCAGCAGGAUUCCCAUCAGUCAAGCCAGCCUUUCCACGCUGUCACUGCUGUCCCAGCAGCUCUCUGUGUCACGUCUGGGUUUGUCUGCCUGUGCCUGGCCACGUCUGUCCUGUGCUGUCACCUCUCUGUCGUUCCUGGGCUGUCUGUCAUUCUUGGAGUGUCCCAGGUUUUGUGUGGCUGCAAUCCUGCAAUGCCUGCAAGGAGAUGCUUCUCCCAAGGGUUCCACCCUUAGCUGGGGAUGUGUGUUGGCUUUCUGUGCCAGCUUUGGGCUCUGGGCUGCUGCAGUCUGGGGUUGCUGCUGCCCUAAUUCUCACCCCUUUUGGGCUGUGGCUCUCUGGGCCAGUUAUUGCCUUGUUUGAACUAUUUCUCCAAUUUUUGCACUGGAGCUUAGCAGCAGGACAGCCAUGAUCUUGCUUCAGAGUCCUGAGUCUUCCUUCAGAUUUUUUUUUUUGGACAGUUUGCCCAGCAGAAAAAUGCCUGGAACCCUGCCUGCUCCCCCUAAAGGAGGAAAAGAGCGCUCAUGGGCAGGGGAACAACACUUCUUUGUAUCAUUCCUGAGCCUUGGUUUAGGGCAAUGCCUCUCUCCCUUUCCCUCUUAGCAGGAGUAAAGAAGGGGCACGACUGCGAGCUGGAGGAGCAGGAUCGGGUUCUCCCUUUGCCGUGUUUAGUGGCAGCUCUCACUCUGUGAUCUCCCUAUUUUUAACAUCGCCCCGGGGCAGGCCUGGCUCCCUGUUUCAGUGGAGAGGAGGCUCUCGGGGAGACUUUACAACGGUGAGAGAUGGAAUAAUGUUGGAUUUGGCCAUGUGACGGAUGAAAGCGAUACCGUGCGAGAGCCCCGGGUGCAGGGAGGGCUGCUGUAAGCGCUCAGAUAUCUGGAAGUGUUUAUGGAGAGCACUGGGGUGGGUGCAGCUGCAGAGUGAACAUCCUUCCACAUCCUUCCACAUCCUUCCGGUCCCUGGCUCUGGGAUGUGGGGAUGGGCAAUCCCAGUUUGCCUCGAGGUUACCUGUGCUGGGCUCGGGGGUGGAGGUGCUCCUCCUGCCUUUCCAGGGGAUUUCACAAUGUGCUUUCUCCUCUUUUCCUGCCUUCAAACAAACAAACCAAAGGCCUUGGAUUUUCCCUGCUGCUGUAGAUUUCUUAUCUUUUAAAUCUCAUUGCAUCAACUUCUAAGACAGCUUCCUCAACACUCCCUCAAGCUGCAAUCUCAAAUUCGGGGUGGGUAUUUUCUGAUUAACUCACAGGCUCUCUCUUCUACAGCCAUCUCAAAGCAGUUGCAGUAAUUAAAAUUGACUGGCUGGAUUUGGAGAGUAUGCCCCUGAAUCCUUGUGUGUCCAACUGGGAGCUUGCUUUCUGCCCAGAGGUGUGACAGCCAUGACUGCUAAGAGGGGGAAAAAAAAAAAAAUCUGUGUUUUAGCUUUGCCUAUUCUUGUUUUACCUCUGCAUGAACAAUAUUUAAUGUAGAACAACAAAUGUAUCUCAGUUAUUGUCCAGCUGUGUGAGAGAAACUGGAUAAACUUGCUCAGUUUUAUGCUUC